AUGACAAUUUUUAAUUCUCUCACAAAAUUAGGAAAUAUUUCUUCAGCUUCAAAGACCUCCCAUUCCAUUAAUAUGGAAGCUGGUGAAUCUUCUGACUUUGGCCAAAAUAAUUCUACAAAUUGGGGUAGUGGUGGUGGUGGUAUGGGUGGUGGUGGUGGAAUGAGUGGUGGUGGUAGAGGUCCAAUCAUUAUCAUUAUCAAUAAUAGAAGAAGACCAGGAAUGCAAUAA
This is a messenger RNA of Dictyostelium discoideum AX4, 228 nucleotides long. RefSeq lists its product as hypothetical. Lineage: Eukaryota; Evosea; Eumycetozoa; Dictyosteliales; Dictyosteliaceae. The record is from RefSeq and is a predicted model, not a curated record. The transcript has 2 exons. The coding region runs from base 1 to 228 and encodes 75 amino acids.